AUGGAAAAUGCGUCUCGCAACUGCGUGCUGCAGCUGUACGGCUCUUCCGCUGUAAGAGAGAUCACAUCGAUAUUGCGCGCCGCAUUAACAGCAGAACAGGACGAACAACGAGAACGGGAGGAAUCUAGUGAAGCUGCGCAUACUCAGCUUCUCCUUGCCCUUGCAGAUGAGCAACGAAAGCUUGAAGAAAGCAUUCGUGGCUCUACAGGGACGGAAAUGAAGGCUGAUGAGAACUGCGUGACGCCGGGGCUGACUCUCGGAAGCGAUGUUGUCUUCGACACUGGCAACACGGCAUCCGCACCCUGGUUCCCGGUUUGCGAUAACAAGGAACAGCGCAGCUCAGGGAGGCAUCGCGGCACAAAAGAGGAAACGCCGUCUAUGCGAGAAGACGGUUUGAACCUCAGCUUAGUAGAAAGUAACCAAAAAGAGGAGGGUCUCCUAGAAAAGGCUUCGAAAUCGGCAACAGAGGAGGCAGAGUCGGCUUCCGGCAACAGUGCGGCACAGCCGCAAGAAGCCUAUCAAUUGGAAGAUGAGCGAUUUAUGGAUUCGCUUCAGCAGCUGCAUGAAAAGAAGGCAUUCAACGAUGGAGGGGAACAAGCUGGGAAUUGCUGCUGUCGCACCUGCCUCUCCUCGGAUGCUCGCAGAGUGGAAUUGCUAACGGUACGUAGGAACAGCUGA
Toxoplasma gondii ME49 is the source of this 678-nucleotide messenger RNA. RefSeq lists its product as hypothetical. The transcript has a single exon. Bases 1 to 678 code for a protein of 225 amino acids. The record is from RefSeq and is a predicted model, not a curated record. NCBI's taxonomy places the organism in Eukaryota, Apicomplexa, Conoidasida, Eucoccidiorida, Sarcocystidae.